Molecule: messenger RNA, 2137 nt
Organism: Nylanderia fulva
Lineage: Eukaryota; Metazoa; Arthropoda; Insecta; Hymenoptera; Formicidae
Source: RefSeq, a predicted model, not a curated record
UCGAAUUACUACACGUGGUUUUUAAUCUUAUUUUAUACUACAUACUCAAGAUCUAAAAUUCAAAUAUCUCCGACAAAAUGGCUGCCGAUAAUUCUAAGGCUUUUACUGUGCAAAAUAAUGUUUAUAAAGGAAAAGUGUCAUCUGUUGUAGUUAACUAUAACAGCCUGGCAGAGUUAAUAUGGUCCAAAAUGAAAAGCAAUGGAGAUAAAAUUGCACACUUGGACGCAUGCACUGAGAAAGUAGUUACGUAUACGAAGCUGCAAGACAAAGUCGUGAAAUGCGCAUUAUGGCUACAAAAACAAGAAAUCAAACCCGGCGAUGUUGUUACUGUGUGCACACACAAUCAUUUUGAUUCCAUUGUGCCUUGCUUGGCGGCAAUUUACGUCAACGCGAUCUUUAAUCCGUGGUAUGAGGGCAUGGAUUUGCAAACCGCGCUGCAUGUCAUGCAACUGACAACUCCGAAAGUGAUCUUCUGCAGCGAGAAACCCGCGAAUAUUAUUUUGAGAGCGAUAAAAGAAAGCAACUUUAACCCCAUUGUUGUGGUCUUUGGCGAUCAUCCAGACGCGAUCACGUUUUCAAACAUUUUGAAUAAUCACAGCAAUGCAGAAGUGACAAAUUUUCGAUAUGUCGAGAUCGACAACAUCAAGCAAACGGCGUGCAUCAUACAUUCCUCAGGCACCACUGGAAUGCCAAAAGGCGUCGAAAUGUCCAAUUACUGUCUAAUAAUCGCCAGCGUGGAUACAAAUGUAAAUUUGAACAAUGCGGUGUCAAUUUGGUUCUCAUCACUUUAUUGGUUCAGUGGAAUAAUAAUGAACCUAAAAUCCAUCGUGCAGGGCGCCACAGUAAUUUUAUAUCCGGAAUUUGAUGAAGAAAUGACGUGUAAAUUAAUCGAGAAAUAUAAGUGGAUGAUGGGCGUUAAAAUCGCCACCCACAACAAAGUCAUUAUGGAACUGAGAGAAAAAUUGAUGCCAUUCUUCAAUUAAGAUUCUAAUAUUGGGAAGUUUGUAAAUAGCAACUAUGGUAAUAGGACUAGAGCCGAUUUGGAUAUCAACUGCAUAUGCCUCAAUCUUAUCAUCAGCGGUAUAGUGAACGUUCUUUACCUUAUAUUUGAUAUUGCUUCUUACAAAUAUAGCGACUCCUCCACCACGUCAAUCCAACCUCCCUGAUUUAAUGGUGUCAAAUUCCUGAGAAGGAAUCUGUCGUUUGGAUUCAACCAAGUCUCGGAUAUUAGAAAUAUAUCAUACGUAGAGGCUCUCUUUUCCAAUUCGAGAUGUUUCCUAAAAAUACUUUGGCAAUUUCACUGUAAAAACAUAAGCGAUUUAGUCAUUAUAACAUUGGAGGGUUAUCCGAGGCUUGGUGCAUCAUCUUAGAUUUAGAUAAAUUAACAAUAGAUUUUUUAAAAGUAAAGUUAUUAUUAAGUAAGAUAAAUAUUUUAGUUAGUAAAUUCAUAAUUUCCUCUAGAGAUGAACUAGAGGUAUUAACAAUAAGUAUAUUAUUAACGUCACCAGAAAAUGUUCCUGUAGUCAUCUUGGUGAAAGUUUUGUUGAACACGAUGGUGAAAUGAUAUCCUGAUGGGGGUGUCUGUUGUUUUGAGAUAGAUCUUGUUUUGAUAGGAUCGGGAAGUCAGUUUCAUUGAUUGAUUGUUUCCGAGUAGUAUAUGAUGCCUCUCUCUUAGCACCGACAAUAGAAGAAUUUGAACUUGAAGCGAGUUUCCUGGCAGUGUUAAAGUCCAUGUUUUGUGUAGCCAUUAAAUUAGUUGCCUUUUUUUAAUGAUGACCUCUGGACAUAUUUUGGACAAUGAUGGGUGUGUACCAUUAUAGUUUAUGCAACAAGGAGGGUGUGAGCAGGAGGUAUUAUCUGGAUGUUUGUCUUGACCGCAUACAAGGCAUUUGACGCCGUUUCUGCAGAACUUGGUGGCAUGAUUUAAUUGUCCGCAAUUAAAGCAUUGUCUAAUGUCCGGAAUGUACGGGGCCAUUGACAAUCUAGAUCUUCACAUAAUAACAUUAGAAGGAACCGUAGCUGAUCUCAAAUUAAGUUUAACGGUGGUUGAAUUAACAAAGGUGGCCACACCAUCAACAUAGGUUCUAGUUUUAAAACGAUAUAUGUCUACUUUGUCAAAUAUUAAAUUGGGAUUGCU